This is a messenger RNA of Leguminivora glycinivorella, 3429 nucleotides long. RefSeq names its product mitochondrial thiamine pyrophosphate carrier-like. Bases 82 to 1068 code for a protein of 328 amino acids. Gene Ontology annotation, cellular component: mitochondrial inner membrane. Gene Ontology annotation, biological process: thiamine pyrophosphate transmembrane transport. NCBI's taxonomy places the organism in Eukaryota, Metazoa, Arthropoda, Insecta, Lepidoptera, Tortricidae. Gene Ontology annotation, molecular function: thiamine transmembrane transporter activity. The record is from RefSeq and is a predicted model, not a curated record. The transcript has 9 exons.
UCCGUCUGUCAUUUAAAAUUAUCAGUAUGCAAUAGUAAAAAGCAAAAUGCGCGUACGGUACGACUAUGGCGUGGAAGUGACAUGGUUGUCGGCUUUAGGAAGGACGAAACACUCACACCUAACCAGAAGCUUAUUGCUGGCGUGAUUUCUGGAAUCACCACUAGGUUUAUAACCCAACCGCUGGACAUCGUGAAGGUGCGCACACAACUGCAGCCAAAAAACAAAGGACGAACAUGGCUCAGUCUAUCCUGGCGAAUCCUCAAGGAGGAAGGCUUUACCACCUUCUGGCAUGGGCACAGUCUCGGACAAUUACACUCCAUCCUGUCCGUGGCCUCGCAGUUCCACGCUUAUGAAAUAAGUACCAAGUUUGUUGAAAACUAUGCAGCCCCGUACACAAGUCCUAAAGUAAAGAAAGUGCUCCUGUUCAUGUGUGGCAUAUUCGCUGGGUGCGCGAGCGCAACCCUCGUGUCACCAAUCGAAGUGAUCCGCGUACGACAGAUGGUCGUCAAGGCGCAAUAUGGCGGGAUGCUGCAGGGUGCGCGUGAGGUGUACCGCCGUGGCGGCUUCCUGGCCUUCUACGAGGGCCUCACCGCGUCUGUCUUGCAGAUGGGCCCACAAGUGGGCAUCACGUUCGCGGUGUUUCGUUUCGUCCAGCCCCUCGUUAUGGACUACAUGGCAUAUAUAGAAAGCCCUGAGACGGAGGCAGAGAAAAAGGCGGCGCAGAGAAAACAUAUCCUCAUCGCAUCAUCCAUAGCCGGUUCAACAGCUGGCUUCGUGUCCAAAACGGCGACCUACCCAUUCGACCUGGCCAAACGGAGACUUCAGAUAGCAAGCCACGUGGCGGACCCCACAGUGAAGACGCCCUCGAUGACGAAGAAACUCAUCAGAUGCAAAACGCUCAUCAGCUGCCUGGUCGACAUGAUCCGCAAGGAGGGCAUUAAUGGCCUAUACGCCGGCUAUGACGUCUCGAACUUUAAAUCGCAAGUGCACUCCGUGGCAGCUUUCACUACUUACGAGAUGAUAUGCUUGGCCCAGCGCGAGUACUACAGUCGUCCGGUGCCGGACUAGUGUUGGCGAUGUUGAGCCUUUGGAGUGCCUAUUUCUGUGGACAAUAGAUGGACGCUUCAAGCGUGGAACUGAUAAGACUGAUGAAGCGAUGAUUAUCGACCUAAUUCAUGACCAGUCUCAUUUGGCGCUUGUAGCGCCGCGCGUCGCGGCACGCGUGAGUCCAGUCUACGACCUUACGCAGCCUGACGUCGACCACCAUUUUGUUUUAACCAUUCUAAGGCGGUCUGUAUCGCCUUUGAGUGUACUUUUGUGACCGUACGCGCACGAAUCUAUUAAAGAAGAUUUGUAGUGUCAUUUGAUUAUCGUAAAUGACAAAGCUUUUUUAUUAUAACAAUAAAAGCUUAUUGCAUUGUAUUCAUAAAAGUAAUUUAAUGUCAAAAACACGCGACCUUUCUUCCUUUAUAGCAUCACGCUGCUUCUAUGGAGUGAAAAAGGUUCGAUUUCAGUUAUAUUAACACUCCAGUUUUAUCAAAGCAAAUGUUCAAUUUCGUUCGUAUGUUUUGUAUGGAAUUGUAUUUUUGUCUUGUAAUAAAAUGUUUUACUACUAUUACUUGUUUGGAAAUUUAACCCAUUGAAAUUCAAUCAUAAUAUUUAAAGUAAUGCUUUACAACAUUAGUAAUAAAAUAUUAUAUUACUUAUAGUACCUAUUGUAUAAUACAGUUAGGAGCAAAACUAAGUCAGUAAUUUGACGACAAUCAAUUUACUCAAAAAUGCUUUACGCAGAAUUUUACUCUUUGAUUGCCGCUACAAUUAAGCCUUACAAAUUAUUUUCUUCAAUUAAAAAAAAAAAUAUUGUUUCAUAUUACCGAAAACUGUAAAAUGUCGCCUAACUUUUUUCCCAUUAUUAUUUUUUUCUUCCCAAUUCAGUUGGUAAGUCAUUUAAGGUAAGGAAUUAUAUGCCCAUUAAUAUAGUUAUCAAUCAUUUAAAUCAAGCUUAUUUUUAUAGUUAGCUACUGACGUUGUAUAUUCCGGCGCAAAAUUGAGUCAAAUCAAAGGCAAAUCAAUCAACAUAUCUGUCGUUAGUUCAUUUUUGUAGCGGACUUAAUCUUAAGAUAACAAUAAAAAUACGGUAUUGAUAUAAAAAAAAAACAUAACUUAUUUUAAAGGGCAUGUAAUGACUACUACAUAUUGUCUGUCCUGGUUGGAUGAAAAAAUAAUUUUAGGAUAAAUAUUUAAAAAAAGUUCUACAGUUUUUGGUGAAAAAUAUUGCAUGCAUGAAAAUAUUAAUAAUGUAAAUGCAGUGAAUGGGAUGAAGUAUGGUGAUUCAGUUAUGCUGUUAACUGUAUAUAAUUAUGUAGUAGCAAUAGCAUAUCUUAUUAGUACUUAUAACUUCUUUCUGGAGCUAACAUGGGAAUAACAAUAAAGACGAAAACUAAAAAUAUAUGUCUUAAUUUCCGACUCAUACCACAACCUGAUUCUUAAAUCACUUUAGCGUCUUGUUCUAGACGCAAGAAAGUUUACACAAAAAACUCAAUUUUCACAAGAACUUACACUUACCCAUAUAAAACUGAGUCUAUUAAAGACGAACUCCAAAGCCUCAAGUCGUUACCAACACUAUUUUGUUAUUCAUUUGCAUAAAUCACUAUACAAGCAUGCAAUCUUAAUAGGUAUAAUCGGAACAUAGUGUAACACUGCUCUUGCUUCUGACGCUGGUCGCCUUUUAAGGCCAUGGACUGUGCGCAAGCGGAGCGCGUCAAGCGCCGCUGUCAUUCAAGGGUUCUCUUUAAUUAUAUACAUUAUGUGUACUUGCCGCCCGGAACCGAACGCAACGCGGCGUUGGUUUGCACGACACGAUCAAACUGUAUAGAAUUUAGUAGAACUGUUUAAACUACGCACGCCUCAUUCGUUCAGUACAUGGCCUGCCGCUUUUAGGCUGGUUUUAGUGCCACACGGAUCGACAGCGCGGAGGAUCCACACCGGACUAAUAAUAUGUAUUAAGUUCAGUUCAGGGAGCGCUUUAGAGUGGUGCGAGCUGGUCCGCGCGGAUGACAACAUCGACUUCACACAAAUUGGUCGUGCGUCGUGCGGUCGGUCCGUGUGAAACUAUGGCACUGGUUCCACCAAAUGCGAGUAAACUAUGAGCUGUGGCUAUAAAAAGAACAAAAGAUAGUCGUUCCCGUGUAAAUAAAAGAGAGAGCGAGCGAUUUGUAGCUCAUAUCUCGGCUGCGAACUAUCAUCGCGUCUCCUUUAUUUGUGCGGGAGCAACUUUCUUUUGUUCGUUUUUACAGCCGAUAGCUCAUAGCUUACUCAUUCUCGGUGAUACCAGUGCCUAUAACCAGCCUAAAAAACACCUCUAGUGAUAGGAGCAUGAACAGGCGUUUACAAUAUAUCUAUUUGGUCUAUUAACCAAAGUAAAUUGAA